CACAUCAAUCGCAGCAUCGAGCAACUCUGCGAAUUUGAUCGGCAACUGCACGAGUGUGUGUUCGACCGGACACAGAGCCGAUUGCGGGAUCUGAGAAGUGAAUUGUGCCGUACUGAUGACCGGGAAAGCACUCGGGCGCAUAUUCUCAUCUACUUGCAACGACUCUCCCACAUCACCGGCAGCUUGAUCCGUUGCUACUCUCUCCUCAGAUUCCUGGAGGUUCUCUCAUUUCGGGUAUCCGAUUCGAUUCGAAAACGUGGCGAUUUGGAGUCAAAAGGCCGUACAUUGCAGGUGGAUAGCCACGGGAAUCGAUUCCUAGCAGCUGAAGAGACGCCAAUAAAUACGCCUGCCAUUGCGAGUGCAAUUGUUACCAAAGAUUUCGAAAGACAGACCUCCGAGCAAAUCUCACUGCGGGUAUCCUUUGCAUUAAUUGGAAUAAACGACGGCGCGGUUGUGCGUUUUUACUAG
This is a messenger RNA of Gongylonema pulchrum, 468 nucleotides long. NCBI's taxonomy places the organism in Eukaryota, Metazoa, Nematoda, Chromadorea, Rhabditida, Gongylonematidae. The record is from the annotation of a GenBank genome assembly.